Pseudo-nitzschia multistriata is the source of this 2650-nucleotide messenger RNA. The record is from the annotation of a GenBank genome assembly. NCBI's taxonomy places the organism in Eukaryota, Bacillariophyta, Bacillariophyceae, Bacillariales, Bacillariaceae.
ACCAAAAUGGACCCUCUCGAAAAUUCCUAAAUCAACGAAACCAGAAAGUUUGUUAUCACCCUCUCUACGUUUGCAAGAAAUCUCAUUACCUUCAACGAAACUUAUCGACCAAUUCAAGGGAGAAGCGAAGUGACCAGCCAAAAUGGGGAAGCGAAGCAAGAACAAAAACAAGGCAGCCGCUAAAUCCACCGAUGAUAUUGGCGAAGAGCGUUUCGCUGCCGCCGAGACCCGUCCACAAUUUAAAGUUCUUAAAGCGAGCGCUUCCAAAGUCGUGCUCGAUGACAGAUUUUCAUCGGUUCUGACUGAUCCUCGUUUUCAGCUUCAAGAGAAGGACAAAUAUGGGAGGAAGAAAAAGAAAGGUGACAAAAGUGCGGCAAGGGAAAAUUUAGAGUCUUUCUACGUCGUAGAGGGUCAAGAAGAAGACAAAAAGGACGGCGAUGACAAGAAAUCUGCUCAUGGAAACGUAGAAAAGCCCGACACCGCCACGGACAAUGACGAAAGCGAAAGCGAAUCCGAAUCAGAAGCCAACAGCUCGGGCGAUGAGAAGGCAGAGGACCCCCGUUCGAGAAUUGCCUACCUUACUGCCUUGUCUCGCGGAGAAAUAGGCGCCUCGUCGUCAUCGGAAGACGACGAAUCUUCACAGUCGUCCGAUGAGGACGAGGAUUCGGACGGGGAAGACUCAGUCUAUGGGACUGCGGGCGUCUUGGAUCCGUCUACCAAAGAAAGUGAAGAAAUCGAAAUAUCCUACGAUUCUUCGCGCUAUUUGGUAGUUACUAGCAUGGACUGGGAAAACAUUCGUGCCGUGGAUUUGUUUUCCAUUCUUUCUAGCUUUGCCCCACCCGGAGGUGUGAAAAAGGUCCAAGUAUUCCAAAGUGACUUUGGCAUGGAACAAAUGGCGAAAGACAAACUAUAUGGCCCAACUGGUAUCUGGCAAAAGAAAAAAACUGCGAAGCAUAAGAAUAUUUUGAACGAGCGUUCAAGCGACGACGAAGAAAGCGAUAGCGAGAAUUCCGAAUCUGAAGACAGCGAAGACCCAAAGAUUCAUUUUGAAGAGGAGAGCAUUCAUGACGAGACCGAUUUUGAUCCAGAAAAGCUGCGUGCCUACGAAGCAUCGAAAUUGAAGUAUUAUUUUGCAGUGACGGAAUUUUCUCAAGCAGAAUAUGCCGAUAUUGUUUAUCGCGAGGUGGAUGGGAUGGAGUUCGAGCACUCAAGUACAGCCAUCGAUCUACGAACUCUUCCGGAAGAGGCACUUGCGAGUGUGAUUACCGAUCGUCCUAUGCGGGACGAGGCAACAUCAAUACCAGGAAAAUAUGAACCGCCAGAAUUCAUUGUAAGCGCUCUGCAGAAGACCAAUGUAGAAUGCACGUGGGAUCAAGGAGACAAGGAAAGGGAGAAGAAGAUGACAAACUAUGGCAGCUCAAAUUGGCACGAAAGCUUCGAGCAGGACGAUUUGAAAGCCUACAUUGCAUCGGAUGCUUCUAGUGACGAGGACUCUGAAGACGACGAUGAUGAUGAUGGCGGAAAAUCUGGCAAGAGAUCUCAGAUGCGGAAAGCGCUAGGUCUAGAUAGUGCCAGUGACAACGAUUCAGACGAUGAUUCUUCUAGUUCUGAUGAAUCAGACAGUGACGACGACGACAAAGAUGUUGGAGGAGAUACUAUGUCGAAAGAAAUCAGAAUUAUACCCGGUCGUAAAAGUUUGGAAGACAGAAUUCGGUCUAAGUUAGAACCCAAAGAACAGACGAAGGAACUUACUCCGUGGGAAAAAUAUCAGGAAAAACGGAAACAAAAGCGAAAAGAACGGCGUCAAGCUGCGCGCGGGAAGAAGCCUUCUGAAAAUAUGUUAAUGAGUACCAGCAAAAAAGAUACCCGAUCAAAGGAUCGAGAUGACUUUUUUGCAAGCGAUGAUGACAUGGAAGAUAAUAAAGGGUUUGAGUCAGCAGGGCGAAAUAAGAACGCCAAUCAUAAGUCCUCUUCCAAAGCACAGAAGUCCAAGGAGCAACUUGAACUUCUAUUGGCUGGCGAAGAUGCCGAAGAAGAAGCCAGAGAUUACGAUAUUCGUGGUAUUCAACGAUUGGAAAAAAAUAAAGGAAAGAAGCUGAAAGGCGCAAGGAAACGAAAGGAAGCAAAGAUUGCUGCAGAGGUUUCGGGUAGCAGCUUCAAGGUCAAUGUGAAAGACGAUCGUUUUAAGGCAGUUUUGGAUGGAGCCGACGCGCGAUUCGGUAUUGAUAAAACCGACCCAAAUUUCAGAGAUACGGCUGCGAUGCGCAGUAUAUUGACAGAACAAACGGCUAGACGGAAAAACAAACGGCAGAAAAAAGCUCAYAUCAAGGAAAGCGUUGUUCCGGAUGUAGAUGCGAAUACUACGAAGAAGACGAGUGGAGCAAGUGCCCUCAGUUUCCUCGUACAAAAGCUUAAGACCCAAGUUGAUCAGAAAAAAAACUAGAGCAGAAUUUUCUUCCACCGUCCGGAUAUUUAUUUCAGGCUUGUGCAUUUGAAUUUAUGACUACAAUGGCAGUAGCUUGCUGAGAUUGAUGUUAUGCGAAAUAUUUUGUUUUUAGUCUUCACAUCAGAAAAAAAUUCAUUCUUCGCCGAAAAGAUUCUGAGCGGCUUUUUUGUAAAGUGAAUACAGCAGUAAAAGUUUUACAUAAAG